Eremothecium sinecaudum is the source of this 1695-nucleotide messenger RNA. RefSeq names its product Rtc5p (gene RTC5). The coding region runs from base 1 to 1695 and encodes 564 amino acids. The transcript has a single exon. The record is from RefSeq and is a predicted model, not a curated record. NCBI's taxonomy places the organism in Eukaryota, Fungi, Ascomycota, Saccharomycetes, Saccharomycetales, Saccharomycetaceae.
AUGGGCCAACAAUCGUCAACUCCUUCAAAUAGUGGGGGAUCACCAGUCCCAGUUUUUGAGAGUAAAGAUGCUAUUAUGAAGUUUAUGAAUGAAAGAGCAGUUCGAAAGUUUUCUUCGGCUGAUAGGAUUGCAUUCCAGGCUUUUAUAGGAGAUACUACUGCUACGAAUGAUUUAAUGAAUAGUGAUGCAAUUGAGAGGGUAUUCGGAGUCUCCGCUGAUCCCAUAAUGGUAUCCUUAUUGUCUAGGAUCCUUGAAAAUGUCACAGCCUUUCCAUUGGUGAAUAGCGUUAAGAGGGGAAAGGUAACAUAUAACAGUUUGCUCAAAGCUCGAUUACUAUUGGACCCACGCAGAGCAGUGAAGUAUACUUCUUUGAAAGGCUAUGAUUACUUUGGCUGGUUAUUUUUAUUUUUGGCAUAUAAAGACAAGCCCAUGUAUGCAAAUCCUACGGAGAUUACCAAUAUCGGCAUAAAAUUGGGACCGGUAAUCGCUAAUUUCGACGGUGUCGAUCUUGAGAGUCUCAAACUCCCAGGCAGCGAUCUUGUUCAGUUUAUCAGCUUUUUGCUUCAGCUUUCUACGUGUUGCUCUUCCGGGCAUGAUACAUUUGGUUUGUUUUCGUACCGUAAAUCGAAGAACUACGAAAGGCGCGCCUUAAACAUCGUACGCAGUAUGGAUCCUUCUGGGAGUUCUUCGGGACUUGGUAAAAAUACGAUAAUCACAGCAGCCCAAUUUAAAGACGUUGUUUCAACUGUUGCGCCGCAUUUAUUCCAGCCACUAGUCUAUUAUCUUGAUCAUGUGGAUAGUAGGCAUCGUGACUUUGAGACAAAGGAGCAUCGCAAACUUGAAGAGGAUUCUGAUCGCUACUUGCUUUCUGAUGGAUUUUUAGCACAAAUGGGGACUCUCUGGUCGGGGAACUUAUCGCGCGAUAUCUUACAGAAGUUAUUUGUCGCAAGGGAAGCUGGUUUUUCUAUGAGAUCCUUCCAAGCAAAGGUAUGUAAGUGGAUGGCUCCAUCUAUAUUGAUUGUUAGCGGGAGGAGUAUAGUCGACGAUGAUUUGUCAGUUAUGCAGGAGCCACUGUACGGCAGAUUUUUAAAAGAAUACCCGAAGUGGAGAGACCAAGAUCAGGACCCGGACUAUAUGACUAAGAAGAAGAAAACGCUUGUGUUCGCCGUGUUCGUUAAUGACCCAUGGAAAGUCACUAAUAAAGAUUUAUUUGGUGGAGCUGAGACGACUAUUAUGCAAUUAGCACCCGUGCAGGAAAUUUUUAAGGCCACACGAACAGGCAAUAUCUAUUUUAACACCAUAGGAGGGGGGAUUGGAAUUGGGAGCUCUCAGCCUGUGAUUAAAGCCUCGGCAAAAAAGUACCAACCGGGUGAUGUCUCUUUGACUAUUGAUCCUUCGUUGGAGGUGGGUGUGUUUAGGCAUGUGGGCCCACACGGUAGUAUGUCUCCUGGGCAGUUACUUUCCAAACGAGGUCAAGCUAACAAAUGCUUCGAGUAUCGGUUCAAAGUACAGGAUAUCGAGGUGUGGGGCUUGGGCGGGACUAAGGAGCUAGAAGAGCAACGUAAACAAUGGAUAUGGGAGGAGGCGGAAUCGCAACGGAGAAAAAACGUUAAUAUUAAUGGCUUUGGUGAAGAACGCGCCUUGCUUGAGUUGGCUGGCCUUGUAGGACAACAUCAAGGUGGAGGGUCUGUUUGA